ACUCAGCUCGGGAGCAAUAAUACUCCACCCGUCUGUCGUGAGAGAAACAUAUCUGACUGCAACUCUCUUCAGGAAACUAUAAUACUUUGUCGUAUUUCGCAAUAUUCAAGGCAUAACGUAGCACUGUCGACAGUCAGACAUCAAUAAUAACAAUCUACAGUAGCGUUGGGAGAUAAUUUCACAACCAUUUCUUUCGUAAAACAUUGAUAAUAAUCUUGUGAUACACAUAAUACUUCGCGGUAUUGUAUCACGCUUCUACGCAACGUUCUAAUGCAGAGCAAUUUAUAGUUUGAUAUAUUAUCUUCAACACCUUUGGACACAUCUCGAAUUCACGAUGGGCUGUAACAGUUCAAAGUCAACUCAAGUCAUGGAGCUUGGUCCCGAUGGCGAGGUCGUCAGCCGCAAAUCAUCGGCAUCAUCGUCGAAACGGGGCAAGAGUGCCGGCAAGAACGUCCGCGAUGUCGACGACAACUCAAACGAUGUCCAAGUUCUGAAGGAGAAUAUGGGAUCGACAGGCUCGCUGGGAAGUCAAAUGAUGGAUAAUAAAUCACAAGAUCGACUUGUGUCGUCGGCGACCAGCAAGAUCUCGAGAAGGACCUUCGACAGCGGACUGGAGUCCGACUACGGCAAUGUCAUCACAGAAUACUCACACCCAAACAUGAUCGAUGACCGACCAGAAACACCAGAGCUGUUUAUUUCUGGGAUGAAGUGCGAAUCUCGCAAGAGCAGCGGCAUCAACAAGGCACGCAACGCUCAGACCACGGAGCAGAUCUUGGGUGAACUCAAGUCCCAGGGCAUCAUCAGCACCUCGGCCACAGCCCCACAGAUCGCACCCAAGAAGGGUGGCACCUCCUUCGAGGUCAUGAUCGCGAUCGACUUCGAUGAGCUGAAGAAACCUCCUCCUAGGCUCGCCAAGCUCAAGAAGAAGAAGAAGAAGUCGAAGAAGUUGACCAAAGAGGAGGUCGACGCUAAACUGAAGGCCGCUGAGGAAAGGCGGGAAGCCAAACGCAGCAAGCUCCGCGCUAAGCUGGACAAUGAAGAAGGAGACCAGGUGCACCAGGUCAGCGAGGCACAGGAGGAAGCACAGAAGAAGCUGGUGGCUGAGAAGGUCAAUGAAAGUCUAGACCAGGCUGCCAAGAACCGUGAGGCUCACUUCAAGGCGAUGAAGGAGAAGCUGGAGCAGAAGAAGCUCCACGCGGAGAAGGUCAGGCAAGCCAAGCUGGCCAGGAUGGCCGAGAAGGCACAGUCUGGUGAAGGAGGUGAGGCCGAGGGGCAGAACAAUGAAGGAGAUGUGUCUGCUGUUUGAAAGAACGAACAAUCAGCAGACAUCGAUCCCUCGAUGGGAUUCGAACCUCAUAAACGAUGCAUCUGCAGUCGGGUCAGAGAGGUGGGUUUAUUGCAAUAAAAACGCUGCCAAUUCUAUGCCACUGGUUUGGUGACUGAAUUCCAUUUGCUCUCAUCUGCCUCUCGGAAGAGGCAUCCGUCUAGGCUCGGCCAAAGACCACUACGUUGACAGCUUAAGAACCAUGUCUGUAUUCGUGAAUAGGAAUAUUCCAUUACUUUAACAGCACAGAUUAUUAUGUCAUUGAUAUUGAAUGUGUGUCUUUAAGUUGAAGAUAAAGAAUGAUCUCAUGAUUGUGAUGUCAUACUGUCUCAGUCGGAAAAUAGUAAUUACUAAUUGCCAACAAGUUGAAGGUGCUACGGCCACAUUCAUUACUUUUUCUCGAGCGAUGAGAUUAAUAGAUAAUGAUAUUUUGACAGUUCAUAUUCCGUCCUUGAUUGUAUACAAUGUAGUUCAGGUAUUACGAAUAUCAAAAUGCUUUUCCAGAUAAAUCCGUCCAUUUUCUGGUAGAAUAUUUUUCAACGGUAAGAACAGACUUACAUUUUUUUGGAGCAGGGCUCUAAAAUAUAAUUGUUUAUGGCACUGGAUGUCAAUAUUUUAAUGAAUGAUUUAUAUUUGUUUUUGUUCUUCAAAUGGUUUCUAAAUAUUUAGGUGCCACUCCUGGCGAGUUUGCAUGAGUUUAAAAAGCAAAAGGUUUAACAUGACUUUCUACAAACUUUAAUCUUCCUUCGAAAAAUUCAAUUGCACGCUCGAUCUUCCUUCAUCAGGAUAAAGUCGAUUGCUUUUAUCAAAUCGAACCAAAUACACAUUUUACAGCUUUCAUAAAUCGGCGUUACUUGACAGUCAAAUUAGAUAUCAUAUCUCAAAAUGAUACUUUUGUCAAUUGAUUCUGCCAGUGUACAUGUAGAUGAUUGUAUUGACUACAUUCUACAAGUUUUUUGUUUACGCAUUGCCAUUACAUUAUCGUGUUAUCUAGAGCUUCGGUCAUUUUACUUGUUUUGGAAAUGUAUACUAUUUAUAUUUGUCGUAUGAUGCAAUAUGCUGUUUUGAAAAUAUAUUCACGAUGUGAAUAAAAGAAAAUAAAACACAAUA
Strongylocentrotus purpuratus (purple sea urchin) is the source of this 2434-nucleotide messenger RNA. RefSeq lists its product as uncharacterized. Gene Ontology annotation, cellular component: cytoplasm; neuron projection. The record is from RefSeq and is a predicted model, not a curated record. Gene Ontology annotation, molecular function: tubulin binding. Lineage: Eukaryota; Metazoa; Echinodermata; Echinoidea; Camarodonta; Strongylocentrotidae. Gene Ontology annotation, biological process: regulation of microtubule polymerization or depolymerization; microtubule depolymerization; neuron projection development.